This is a messenger RNA of Oreochromis niloticus (Nile tilapia), 1885 nucleotides long. Its product is annotated as collagen type IV alpha-3-binding protein. The transcript is spliced from 8 exons. The record is from RefSeq and is a predicted model, not a curated record. Lineage: Eukaryota; Metazoa; Chordata; Actinopteri; Cichliformes; Cichlidae. Gene Ontology annotation, molecular function: lipid binding. Bases 244 to 1146 code for a protein of 300 amino acids. Gene Ontology annotation, biological process: ER to Golgi ceramide transport.
UCUCUCGCUCUCUCUCUCUCUCUCGCUCUCUCUCUCUCUCUGUGCGUACAGGUAAGCCGGGAAGCAUUUCCUGUGAGUUAGACUACCUGAGUGAAUCAACCUCAAACUUAUCAGUGUUUGGUUAUGUAUGUGAAGUUUAACUGCGGAUGUGUGGGGUAGAGACAUAGAAACGGUCAUAGAGCAAACACUCAGAGGAGCGGGACACACCUACCCACGCUUGUUCAGAGAGUAAGUUAGAAAAAAAUGAGUACCGGGACUUCGUUGCACAGUUCACCGAAGCAGUCACGGAAAAGUAAGAAGAAACAGCUGCUGAAACAGGAGACUCAAAGAUGGAUACCUGUGCAGACCUGCAGCCAUCCAGUUACAAGCCAGUCAAAGACGGUGUGGAAAGUUCAACUACCUUCAGCUUCUUCCGGUCAUGAAUAUUCCACCAUCGGCACACACAGAUUUGCCAACAAGGUGGAGGAAACUGUGCAGAAUCACAUGGCUUACUCCAUCCAGGAGGAGGGUGGAGAUGCCAACUGGCAACUGGUAGCAGAAGAAGGUGCGAUGAAGGUAUACAGGAGGGAAGUGGAGGAGAACGGCAUCGUCCUGGAUCCCCUCAAAGCGACACAUGCUGUGAAGGGGGUAACUGGACAUGAGGUCUGCCACUACUUCUGGGACACUGCAGUCCGAUUGGACUGGGAGACCACGGUUGAAAAUUUCCACGUUGUGGAAAAGCUCUCUGAUAAUGCUGUCAUUGUCUACCAGACGCACAAGACAGUGUGGCCUGUCGCUCAGAGAGAUGUGCUCUUUCUGUCAGUCAUCAAGACGAUUCCACCGAGAAAUGAAAACGAACCCGACACAUGGAUCGUCUGCAACAUCUCUGUGGAGCAUGAUGAUGUACCUCUAACAAACCGGUGUGUUCGUGCCAAACUUAAUGUUGCAAUGAUCUGCCAAACGCUGGUGAGUCCACCAGAGGGCGACAAAGAGAUCAGCAGAGACAACAUCUUGUGUAGGGUCAGCUAUGUUGCCAAUGUGAACCCGGGAGGCUGGUUUCCAGCAUCAAUCCUCAGACCUGUGGCCAAGAGAGAGUAUCCCAAAUUCCUCAAACGCUUCAGCUCCUACGUCCAGGAGAAAACCGCCGGGAAGCCCAUCCUUUUCUGAAUUCAACGAAGUAACCAGGACCCCAAGCACAACUUGACUGGCAGCUACAUCUUGUAUACUAAUUAUAAUUAAUUAUAUUUGUAUAUUUUUGUUUUAUUGGGUUAAUUUAAUUACCAUGCAUACCAUCUUUGACCUUUUAAGUUUAACUAAGUUCAUGAUUAUUUUUUUUAUUUUUUUUGAAAUUGGAUUGAUUUUAUUGAAGUGAACGAGGUAAGAUCUACAGAAUCUGUAAUUACUCAGAUGCCCCUCGAGCUUUAAAACAAAAGUAGUUGUUUAUGAUCUUUGCUAGAUCAUAUUGGUCAUGGGUGCUUUUGUAUGUAAGCACAAGAGUUUCCUGAGGUGAUUUUUUUUAUUUUGGUAAAUUAUUUCGUGCAUUUCUAUUGAUUAUACAUUUCUUGAUUAGUUGCUCUGAUCAGUAGUAUUACAGCUGCUUUUUCUCCUUUUUUUGCUACUGCUAAACUUCACUAAAAGUCAAUCAAACAAACAAAAAAACCAAAACAGAUAUUUACAGCAAAAGCACCGAUGAGGUGUGAACACUUUCACUUCUUCUGUCCUUCUCGUGAUGACUCUUUGCAGUUUGACGGCCUAAAGCUUUGAAAUCUUUAAUAUUGUUAUAAAGUAGCUUUCAGAGAGCACAGUGGACACGGUGUACUGUACAGAGAAAACUGUAGAUUUCAAAUAAAUUAUCACUUGUGACUCUUAAACACUUGAAUUUAAUGACAGAAACAGUCAGAAGAAA